Molecule: messenger RNA, 1067 nt
Organism: Coregonus clupeaformis (lake whitefish)
Lineage: Eukaryota; Metazoa; Chordata; Actinopteri; Salmoniformes; Salmonidae
Gene: or55e1
Product: odorant receptor, family 55, subfamily E, member 1
Exons: 1
Coding region: 1-984 (327 amino acids)
Biological process (GO): G protein-coupled receptor signaling pathway
Cellular component (GO): membrane
Molecular function (GO): olfactory receptor activity; G protein-coupled receptor activity
Source: RefSeq, a predicted model, not a curated record
AUGAUUAAAGAAUUCCAGGGAAUAAAUUUUUCACACAGUGAGUUCAUCUUUGUGGGAUUUCCAGAGAUCUACGAGUACAGACAUCAACUUUUCUUACCAUUUUUCAUUAUCUACAUUUUGGUCUUGGUGGGAAAUUCUUUGUUGAUCCACGUGAUUAGAAUUAUGGAGAGCCUCCACAGCCCCAUGUAUAUAUUAAUAUGUGGCCUGGCGGCGGUGGACAUUGUGGUGGCAACAGUCGUUAUCCCCAACAUGCUGCUCAGCUUUCUGUUUGACUGGAACGACAUCUCCUUGGCCAGCUGUUUGACUCAGAUGUUCUUCACUCACUUCCUCUCAUCAGUAGAGUCGACCAUCCUCCUGGCCAUGGCCCUGGACCGCUAUGUGGCCAUCUGCUUCCCUCUACGCUACGCUCGCGUCAUCAACUCUGCCACGUUAGUCAGACUGUUGCUGUUCACUGUUAUAAGGAGUGGUUCCAUAAUGUCCCUACUUGUUGCGCUAGCUGGUUCUCUGUCUUUCUGUGGAUCCAAUGUGAUCCACCACUGCUACUGUGACCACAUGGCCCUGGUUAGCCUAGCAUGUGGUAACACUGACAAGAAUCAUGCUAUGGGAUUGGCUGUGAUUAUCUGUUUUGUGGGAAUGGAUAUUUGUGUCAUUGUAUUUUCCUACAUGAAGAUUCUGAAUGUAGUGUUGAGGGCAGCAGCAGGGGAGGAUAGAUGGAAAGCCUUCCAUACUUGUGGCACCCACCUUCUUGUAAUAAUGUGUUUCUAUCUGGUGGGUACUGUUACUUUUCUGUCACGCAAUCUGAAUAUUCAAAUUCCAACUGAUAUCAAUACUUUGCUAGGGGUGAUGUAUAUUGCUCUACCAGCAAGUGUCAAUCCAAUUAUCUAUGGAGUCCGGACAAAGGAAAUACGAAACCGCAUUUUGAAAAUGUUCAACACAAGAGUAAACAAAGUAUUGACUGUCCAGGUUGCUACUGUAGAAAUGUGAUUAUUUUCAAAGCUCUACUUGAGUUAGUGUUAGAGUUAGGGUUAGAUAUUUACGGUGCCUUCAGAAAUUAUUCACACCCUUGA